AUGCGCUUCUGCCUGGCUCUGGCAUGGACACUGCUAGUUGGUCCUUGGGCCCCCAUGGAAGCUGAGAACCCCAUUUCGUGGGAGGUGCAACGAUUUGAUGGGUGGUACAACAACCUUAUGGAGCACAGAUGGGGCAGCAAAGGCUCUCGGCUACAGCGUACAAUCCCAGCCAGCUAUGCAGAUGGUGUCUACCAGCCCUUGGGAGAACCCUACCUGCCCAAUGCCCGGGACCUUAGCAACACUGCCAUGAAGGGCCCUGCAGGGCAGGCCUCCCAGCGAAACCGAACGGUGUUGGGGGUCUUCUUUGGCUACCACGUGCUCUCGGACCUGGUGAGUGUGGAGACGCCCGGCUGCCCCGCCGAGUUCCUCAACAUCCGCAUCCCACCCGGGGACCCUGUGUUUGAUCCCGACCAGCGCGGGGACGUGGUGCUGCCUUUCCAGAGGAGCCGCUGGGACCCCGAGACCGGACGGAGCCCCAGCAACCCGCGGGACCUGACCAACGAGGUGACGGGCUGGCUGGACGGCAGCUCCAUCUAUGGCUCUUCACAUUCCUGGAGCGACGCGCUCCGGAGCUUCUCCAAGGGACAGCUGGCAUCGGGGCCCGAUCCCGCCUUCCCUCGAGACUCGCAGAACUCCCUACUCAUGUGGGCCGCGCCCGAUCCCGCCACCGGGCAGCGCGGACCCCAGGGGCUGUACGCCUUCGGGGCCGAGAAAGGGAACCGGGACCCCUUCCUGCAGGCGCUGGGCCUGCUCUGGUUCCGCUACCACAACCUGUGGGCUCAGAGACUGGCCUCCCCCUGUCCUCUCUCUGACCCUCAGAACAUUGCUCUGUAUGAGUGGCUGCCCAGCUUCCUGCAGAAAACACCCCCGGAGUACACAGGAUACAAGCCAUUUCUGGACCCCAGCAUCUCCCCUGAGUUUGUGGUGGCCUCUGAGCAGUUCCUCUCCACCAUGGUGCCCCCUGGCAUUUACAUGAGAAAUUCCAGUUGCCACUUCCAGGGGGUCAUCAAUCAGAACUCAAGUGUCUCCAGAGCAUUCCGGGUCUGCAAUAACUACUGGAAACGAGAGCACCCAAACCUACGAAGUGCUAAAGAUGUGGAUGCAUUGCUGCUGGGCAUGGCCUCCCAGAUUGCUGAGCGAGAGGACCAUGUGGUGGUUGAAGACGUUCGAGAUUUCUGGCCUGGGCCACUGAAGUUUUCCCGCACAGACCAUCUGGCCGGCUGCCUGCAGCGGGGCCGGGAUCUGGGCCUGCCCUCCUACACCAAGGCCAGAGAAGCACUGGGCCUGCCUCCCAUUACCCGAUGGCAGGACAUCAACCCUGAACUCACCAGGAGUGAUGGCACAGUGCUGGAGGCCAUAGCUGUCCUGUACAACCAGGACCUGUCUCGGCUAGAGCUACUCCCAGGGGGGCUCCUGGAGAGUCAUGGGGACCCUGGACCACUAUUCAGCACCAUCGUCCUCAACCAGUUUGUGCGAUUGCGAGAUGGUGACCGGUACUGGUUUGAGAACAUCAAGAAUGGGCUAUUCUCUGAGCAGGAGAUUGCAGAGAUAAGAAACACUUCCCUAUGGGAUGUUCUAGUGGCUAUUACCAACGUGAACCCCAGUGCCCUGCAGCCCAAUGUCUUUUUCUGGCGUGAGGGAGACCCCUGCCCACAGCCAAGACAGCUCAGCACCGAGGGCCUGCCAACCUGUGCUCCCCCUGUCAUCCGGGACUAUUUUGAGGGCAGUGGAUUUGGCUUUGGGGUGACCAUUGGGAUCCUCUGCUGCUUCCCCUUGGUGAGCCUGCUCAGUGCCUGGAUUGUUGCCCAGCUCCGGAUGAGAAAUUUCAAGAGGCUCCAGGGCCAGGACCGUCAGAGCAUCAUGUCUGAGAAGCUGGUGGAGGGUGUGGAAGCCUUGGAAUGGCAGGGCCGCAAGGAGCCCUGCCGGCCUGUGCUCGUCCAGCUGCAGCCUGGGCAGAUCCGUCUGGUAGACGGCAGGCUCACUGUGCUCCGCACCAUCCAGCUGCGGCCUCCACAGCAGGUCAACCUCAUCCUCUCCAACAACCGUGGACGCCGCACCUUGCUACUCAAAAUCCCCAAGGAGUAUGACCUGGUGCUGCUGUUUAACCUGGAAGGAGAGCGGCAGGCGCUGGUAGAGAACCUCCGGGGUGCCCUGAAGGAGAGUGGGCUGAGCUUCCAAGAGUGGGAGCUACACGAGCAGGAGCUGAUGAGGGCAGCUGUAACACGAGAGCAUCGGAGCCACCUCCUAGAGACCUUUUUCAGGCACCUUUUCUCCCAGGUGCUGGACAUCAACCAGGCAGAUGCAGGGACCCUGCCCCUGGACUCAUCCCAGAAGGUACAGGAGGCUUUGACAUGUGAGCUGAGUAGGACUGAGUUUGCGGAGUCCCUGGGCCUCAAGCCCCAGGACAUGUUUGUGGAGUCCAUGUUCUCUCUCGCUGACAAGGAUGGCAAUGGCUACCUGUCAUUUCGGGAGUUUCUGGACAUCCUGGUGGUUUUUAUGAAAGGCUCCCCUGAGGAGAAGUCCCGCCUUAUGUUCCGCAUGUAUGACUUUGAUGGGAAUGGUCUUAUUUCCAAGGACGAGUUCAUCAGGAUGCUAAGGUCCUUCAUUGAGAUCUCCAACAACUGCCUCUCCAAGGCCCAGCUGGCUGAGGUGGUGGAGUCUAUGUUCAGGGAGUCAGGCUUCCAGGACAAGGAGGAGCUGACGUGGGAGGACUUCCACUUCAUGCUGCGGGACCAUGACACAGAUCUCCGCUUCACUCAGCUCUGCGUCAAAGGAGUGGAAGUGCCUGAAGUCAUCAAGGACCUCUGCCGGAGAGCCUCCUACGUCAGCCCGGAGAAGAUCUGUCCUUCUCCCAGAGUGAGAGCCCGCUGCUCCCGCAGUGAUGUCCAGACUGAGUGGACGCCACAGAGACUGCAGUGCCCCAUGGACACAGACCCUCCCCAGGAGAUUCGGCGGAGGUUUGGCAAAAAGGUGACGUCUUUCCAGCCCCUGCUGUUCACUGAGGCACACCGAGAGAAGUUUCAACGCAGCCGUCGCCACCAGACUGUGCAGCAAUUCAAGCGUUUCGUCGAGAACUACAGACGCCACAUAGGUUGCGUGGCCGUGUUCUACGCCAUAGCUGGAGGGCUGUUCCUGGAAAGGGCCUACUACUACGCCUUUGCAGCACACCACAUGGGCAUCACAGACACCACCCGCGUGGGCAUCAUCCUGUCGCGGGGCACGGCGGCCAGCAUCUCUUUUAUGUUCUCCUACAUCCUGCUCACCAUGUGCCGCAACCUCAUCACGUUCCUGCGAGAGACCUUCCUCAACCGCUACGUGCCCUUCGACGCCGCCGUGGACUUCCAUCGCCUCAUUGCCUCCACUGCCAUCGUCCUCACAGUCUUGCACAGUGCCGGCCACGUGGUGAAUGUGUUCCUGUUCUCCAUCAGUCCACUCAGUGUCCUCUCCUGCCUCUUCCCCGGCCUCUUCCACGAUGAUGGGUCUGAGUUCCCCCAGAAGUAUUACUGGUGGUUCUUCCAAACUGUUCCAGGCCUCACAGGAGUUGUGCUGCUCCUGGUCCUGGCCAUCAUGUAUGUCUUCGCCUCCCACCACUUCCGCCGCCGCAGCUUCCGGGGCUUCUGGCUGACCCACCACCUCUACAUCCUUCUCUACGUCCUGCUCAUCAUCCAUGGCAGCUUUGCUUUGAUUCAGCUGCCACGUUUCCACAUCUUCUUCCUGGUCCCAGCACUCAUCUAUGGAGGGGACAAGCUGGUGAGCCUGAGCCGAAAGAAGGUGGAGAUCAGUGUGGUGAAGGCGGAGCUGCUGCCCUCAGGAGUGACUUACCUGCGGUUCCAGCGGCCUCAGGGCUUUGAGUACAAGUCUGGGCAGUGGGUGCGGAUCGCCUGUCUGGCUCUGGGGACCACUGAGUACCACCCCUUCACACUGACCUCUGCACCCCAUGAGGACACCCUUAGCCUGCACAUCCGGGCAGCAGGGCCCUGGACCACUCGCCUCAGGGAGAUCUACUCACCCCCAAUGGGUGACAGAUGUGCCAAAUACCCAAAGCUGUACCUUGAUGGACCAUUUGGAGAGGGCCACCAGGAGUGGCAUAAAUUUGAAGUGUCAGUGUUGGUGGGAGGGGGCAUUGGGGUCACCCCUUUUGCCUCCAUCCUGAAAGACCUGGUCUUCAAGUCAUCAGUCAGCUGCCAAGUGUUCUGUAAGAAGAUCUACUUCAUCUGGGUGACGCGGACCCAGCGGCAGUUCGAGUGGCUGGCUGACAUCAUCAGGGAGGUAGAGGAGAAUGACCACCAGGACCUGGUGUCUGUGCACAUCUACAUCACUCAGCUGGCUGAGAAGUUCGACCUCAGGACCACUAUGCUAUACAUCUGUGAGCGGCACUUCCAGAAGGUGCUAAACCGGAGUCUGUUCACGGGUCUGCGCUCUGUCACCCACUUUGGUCGACCUCCCUUUGAGCCCUUCUUCAACUCCCUGCAGGAGGUCCACCCACAGGUUCGGAAGAUUGGGGUGUUUAGCUGUGGCCCCCCUGGCAUGACCAAGAAUGUGGAAAAGGCCUGUCAGGUCAUCAACAGACAGGACCGGACUCAUUUCUCCCACCAUUAUGAGAACUUCUAG
This is a messenger RNA of Otolemur garnettii (small-eared galago), 4611 nucleotides long. RefSeq names its product dual oxidase 1 (gene DUOX1). Gene Ontology annotation, biological process: defense response; superoxide anion generation; response to oxidative stress. The record is from RefSeq and is a predicted model, not a curated record. Bases 1 to 4611 code for a protein of 1536 amino acids. Gene Ontology annotation, cellular component: NADPH oxidase complex; plasma membrane. Gene Ontology annotation, molecular function: peroxidase activity; calcium ion binding; superoxide-generating NAD(P)H oxidase activity. The transcript is spliced from 33 exons. NCBI's taxonomy places the organism in Eukaryota, Metazoa, Chordata, Mammalia, Primates, Galagidae.